GAUGCUUACAGGGAACUUGCCGAAAAAGUAUAUUAAAGAUCCACUCAAUAGGAAUGUUGUGUAUGGUUGGGGCGGUUGGACUCCGUCACCUGUCGUUCAAAAGCAGUGGGCUGAGUGGCUAGACAACUACAAGAAGACACUGAACUCAACGAAAGGGAAAGAAGACGUGUACGACCCAGAGGCCGGCGGGUCCAGUCUUUGGAAAGAUUUGGGUCCUGGUAGUUCUGAUUUAGCUCCACCGUGGUCCUACGCCCCCCGUAAUAUCGGCCUACCCGACUACUGCUAUCAAAUACCAGAACGAGGGUAUUGUGAAAAAAACAUAAUCAGGUGGGCGUUUAACCCGUUUCGUAACGAAUGCGUGAAGUUCAUAUACAGCGGCUGCGGCGAAAACCAAAAUAACUUUUCAGAGAAACUUCGCUGCGAGCAGAGUUGCAUGAAUCCCCCAAUAUUUGGUUGUGAAAUGGAUCCCGAAAUCUACGACACCGGAUUCCAAUCUAGAAAAUGUAAUUAAAACGUGCAUUUUAAACCAAUUUCCGUUGUAAGCAUUUUAAAUAAAAACAUUUGUCUUCAUUGUUGUUUUUACAAAUAAAAUUUAAAACACAA
Bombyx mori (domestic silkworm) is the source of this 603-nucleotide messenger RNA. Its product is annotated as kunitz-type protease inhibitor 2. The record is from RefSeq and is a predicted model, not a curated record. NCBI's taxonomy places the organism in Eukaryota, Metazoa, Arthropoda, Insecta, Lepidoptera, Bombycidae. The coding region runs from base 2 to 511 and encodes 169 amino acids. The transcript is spliced from 3 exons. Gene Ontology annotation, molecular function: serine-type endopeptidase inhibitor activity.